ACUUGUACAGAGCGCAUUGGUAUCGUAAACGUGUACGAAGCGUGUUUAUUACGGUGUUGCUGUCAAAUUUUGUAAACGAAUGCAUAUUUUUCUCAGUAAAAUUAAAAUUUGUGAUAAUGAAAUUAAUUCUUACAUGUGUUAGUUAUAUCGUGUCGGAAUAACGUAAUCUUAAGUGGUGUUCCACAAACUAUACAGUAAUAUUUUUCAAAUGCAAUAUUAUUGACAGUCAAAAUGGCUGAUUGUCAAGAAUCAAAGAAAGUUGAUGAUACUAUGGCACAAUACAAAUUUGAUGGUCAAUCUUAUAUAUAUCAGGAUCCUACUACUAAUGUGGUAUAUAGGUUUGACCAAGAGAAAAAUGAGUGGAUAGUAAAAGAAACCAGUGAAACAGUUGAAGAUUCCAAUACUGACACAGUUAAGGCGCAAGAAGGAAUAUUUGGUUUUGAAAAUGAUACCCAUACGUACACAGACCCUAAUGAUGGUAGUAUGUACUUUUGGGACAAAGAGAAAAAUGCUUGGUUCCCAAAGGUGGAUGAAGAUUUUAUGGCUAGGUAUCAGAUGAGUUAUGGAUUCACGGAACCAGGUGGAACAACAUCAAAUCCUGUACAACAGCCUGCACACUCUGCAAAAGUUGACAAAGAAAAGAAAAAGCUGGAAGCUAAAAGAAAAGCGCAGGAGCCACCAACUUGGUUUGAAGUCGAUGAAGCACAUAAUACAGCAAUUUAUGUGUCUGGUCUACCAUUGGAUAUCACCAUGGAGGAACUUACAGAACUCUUCAGCAAAUGCGGCCUCAUAGCACGAGAUGAGAAGGGAAAAAAUAGGAUCAAGUUAUAUAAAGAUUCAAAUGGACAGCCUAAGGGUGAUGCUCUCUGUAUCUACUUAAAGGUCGAGUCCGUGGAUUUAGCGUUGAAGCUGUUGGACAACUCACAGGUAAGAGGCAAAGUGCUGUCGGUUCAAAGGGCGAAGUUCCAAAUGAAAGGAGACUCGUACGAUCCAGCCUUGAAGCCGAAACGAAAAAAGAAGGACAAGGACCGACAAAAGAAGAUCCGCGAGAAACUACUCGAUUGGAGACCGGAACGUCCUCUAGGUGAACCACUUAAGCACGAAAGGGUCGUAAUCAUAAAGAAUCUAUUCUCACCCGAGGAUUUCGAUAAGGAGGUCGCAUUAUUACUGGAAUAUCAGCAGGAUAUUAGAUCCGAAUGUCUAAAAUGCGGAGACGUACGAAAAGUUAUUAUUUACGACAGACAUCCCGAAGGUGUUGCACAGGUGACAUUCCGUGAACCAGCCGAAGCUCAGGCUUGCGUCCAGUUGUUGAACGGCCGUUGGUUCAGUCAGAGAAAAAUAUCUGCUGAAAUCUGGGACGGUAAAACGAGAUACAAAAUCACUGAAACUGACGCCGAGAUUGAAGCCCGAAUUGCUAAGUGGGACAAAUAUUUAGACGGCGAAGACGAAGAGAAGGAAGGCGGAUCGGGAAAGAAGAAGAAAGACGAAAGUAAACAAGGAAAGGAAAAGGUGGAAUCGAACUUUUCAAAGGAACCUCGGACGAUAAAGAAAUCGGAAAGCCUGGAACCAGAACGACCUCAAGAAUAUGUAAAAACGCCUGUAUCGGCAGUGCCAUCCUCCGAAAGUUCAAAUCAGGCAACCAUACAAAAUGAAUAAAAAUAAAACAAAGUACUUUUAAGCGACAGUAACUAAGAGUGACACUGACGAUCACACUUAGGAGUAUUUUUUCCAGAUUACAAGGUAACUGCUUGUAUCUAUUGUUGUUGAUCAUCCCAAUACAUAUUGUGGAAUUAGUUACGUCGUAACAUUGUCGUUGCUCGAUCAAAAUAAAGAAAAAGAUUUUGCUUGUAAUUCCCGGUUGAAUUAUUUCUCCAUGUAUUCCACUGUAAUUUUACAAAUAAUUUCAUUUUGCGGUGAUAAUAAUUUUCAUUGCUUACAGAACACAUUUAUUAACUGACACGGAAAAUAUAUAU
Messenger RNA from Nomia melanderi (Alkali bee), 1973 nucleotides. It is a transcript of the gene barc, whose product is annotated as RRM1_TatSF1_like and RRM2_TatSF1_like domain-containing protein barc. Gene Ontology annotation, cellular component: U2 snRNP; U2-type spliceosomal complex. The record is from RefSeq and is a predicted model, not a curated record. NCBI's taxonomy places the organism in Eukaryota, Metazoa, Arthropoda, Insecta, Hymenoptera, Halictidae. Gene Ontology annotation, molecular function: RNA binding. Gene Ontology annotation, biological process: mRNA splicing, via spliceosome.